AUGUCUUUCUUGCUUUCUUUCAAUUACUGCCUUCGUCUUUCUUUCGUUUUUGCAGAUACUGCCUUUAUUUCUUUAUUUCAAAUACUCUCUUUCAUUCUUUCUUUCUUUCUUUCGGAUGCUGUCGUUUUUGUUUCUUUAAGAAACUGUUUUUUUCUUCUUUCAGAUAGAGUCUUUUUUUUUUCCUUUUUUCAUUCAGAUACUGUCUUUGUAUUCAAAUAUUUUUUUUUCUUUCUAUGGCCGUUUUUCUUUUUUUUUCAGAUACAGUCUUUCUUUCUUUCAAAUACUAUAUUUCUUACCUUUGGAUACUGGGUUUUUUUUGCACUUAGUGUCUUUCAUAUACUUUAUUACAAACAAGCUUUCUUUCUUUCUUUUAGAUACAGUCUUUCUUUCUUUCAUUCUUUUUUUUGGAUGCUGCCUUUUUUUUUUCCUUUCUUUCACUCUAGGUUAUUUUCCUUCUAUGUCGUCCUCUCUAUUUACUUCCAUUGCAUUUUCUUUAUUACGUUCUUUUUUGCUUUGGGCGAACACACGUCUUUUUUUGUAAUUUGUUCGUCUUCAGAUCUAUUUUUCAUUUCAUCGAAAUUUUACUCUUCAUUUCUUUGUCGUUUUGCUUCCCUUUCCCCACCAUGA
Messenger RNA from Acanthosepion pharaonis, 627 nucleotides. Lineage: Eukaryota; Metazoa; Mollusca; Cephalopoda; Sepiida; Sepiidae. The record is from the annotation of a GenBank genome assembly.